Molecule: messenger RNA, 1755 nt
Organism: Aspergillus ochraceoroseus IBT 24754
Lineage: Eukaryota; Fungi; Ascomycota; Eurotiomycetes; Eurotiales; Aspergillaceae
Product: dolichyl-P-Man:Man(7)GlcNAc(2)-PP-dolichol alpha-1,6-mannosyltransferase
Exons: 2
Coding region: 1-1755 (584 amino acids)
Biological process (GO): protein N-linked glycosylation
Cellular component (GO): endoplasmic reticulum membrane
Molecular function (GO): alpha-1,6-mannosyltransferase activity
Source: RefSeq, a predicted model, not a curated record
AUGUCGGUAUGCCUCUUUCUUUUUCUAUUCUUUGUUCAUUGGGGAAAUUCAAAUGCUAAUCGAAUUUCAGGUUACCUGUUGUUGCUGGGUUCUAUCCCGGCUCUCAUUCUCCUCCACUUAUGGAUCGCUCCCUACACAAAAGUAGAGGAGUCUUUCCAUGUCCAGGCCAUUCAUGACAUUGAGACUUAUGGGAUCCCUACUCGGAAUGUCUCCAGCAUGCUCCGGGCGCAGUAUGAUCAUUUGACGUUUCCUGGAGCGGUCCCCAGGACGUUUGUUGGCCCGCUCAUUCUGGCGGGGCUUUCGUCUCCCUUCAUCUGGCUGAGCAACAAUAUAGACCGACAGUUCCUUGCUCGAGCCAUCCUAGGCUUGAUCAAUGCGGCAUCGCUUCUCUCCUUUGCCGACGGAUUGCGCCGCACCGCCGGAAAGACAGCCGCUGUCUGGUACCUGUUAUUCCAGGCGAGCCAGUUCCAUGUCAUCUACUAUGCAUCGCGCACUCUCUCCAACAUGUUCGCCUUUUCCAUCUCAACUCUGGCUUUGCGCGCUCUGCUCCCCGAGCCGGUGAGCCCGGCGACAUACCGGAAACGAGGCAAAGCAGCGCUGUAUCUACUCACCACGGCGGGAAUCAUCUUUCGCGCCGAAUUGGCCCUCUUUCUCGGAAUCAACACAAUCUUCCUCUUCGUCCUCCGGCGCAUCCGCAUUCAACGCGAGAUAAUCCCCGCCGGAGUUCUCGGCCUCGCAGUUGGCCUAGCAUUUACCGUCUCCGUGGACUCCUUCUUCUGGCAACAAUUCCCCCGGUGGCCUGAGCUGGCAGCCUUCAAAUUCAACGUCAUCGCCGGCCAGGCCUCUGCCUGGGGCACUCAUCCCUGGCACUUUUACUUCACCAACGCUAUUCCUCGUCUUCUCCUCAACCCACUGACCUAUCUCGCCGGCAUCCCCCUCGCUCUAACUCAACCUGCAACCCGGCGCACGGCAGCCUUCAUCCUCCUCCCAUCACUCCUCUACGUGCUCGCCUACAGCGCCCAACCACACAAGGAAUGGCGAUUCAUCAUCUACACCAUCCCCCCCUUAACCGCCGCCUCGUCCCUCGGAGCCUCCUACAUCUGGACCCACCAAACGAAAUCUCCCUUCUACCGCCUUCUUGCCCUCCUCAUGCUCGGCUCCACCCUCGCCUCUUUCCUCCUCUCCUCGUUGAUCCUCCUCCCGGCCUCCUCGGCCAACUACCCGGGCGCCCAAGCCCUACACGCCCUCCACCAGUACCAUUACCAUCGCCAGCAGCAUCAACUCCACAGCCCUAACAGCAAUCCUAACACGAAUAUCUCCGUCCACCUCGGUAAUCUCGCCUGCCAAACCGGCGUGACUCGCUUCCUGGAACUCCCCUCCUGGAUCUACGACAAGACCGAAUCGCAAGACGUAAAAUCUAGCCCGGCCUUCUGGUCCCAGUUCGAUUAUGUCCUCGUUGAACCGGGGGAUGGCGUCGCGCAGGGGAUUCACGUUCCUGGGGACGGGGACGGGGAUGGCUCGGCGCGAGCAUGGGAGGAGGUGGGGACGAUCGAUGGGUUUGCGGGGCUACGGGUUGUUCGGCCUGGCGAGGAAGCUGCGGGGAGGGUCGAGGAGAGGGUGAUUCGAGGUGUCUGGGGGGGGGGAGUGGUGGAGGUUUGGAAGACGGGGAGGGAGUUUGCAAGGGGGAAGGUGACGAGAGGAUGGUGGAUUGAGUUGAGGAUGGAGCCGAAGAUUGUUAUUAUGAGGCGGUAUUAA